This is a messenger RNA of Setaria italica (foxtail millet), 4170 nucleotides long. RefSeq names its product DNA-binding protein SMUBP-2. The coding region runs from base 1042 to 3909 and encodes 955 amino acids. NCBI's taxonomy places the organism in Eukaryota, Viridiplantae, Streptophyta, Magnoliopsida, Poales, Poaceae. The record is from RefSeq and is a predicted model, not a curated record. Gene Ontology annotation, molecular function: RNA binding; 5'-3' DNA helicase activity. The transcript has 9 exons.
UUGACCAGUCUCAUCAUUUCCAGUCCAUCGCCGGUCGCCGCGUCGGAUGCCCGGAUUCACCCAUCCGCGGCCGUCCCUGCGCUCGGGUCCAUUCAGCCCAGUGAUGAGACGACCAGCAGCGAGCGGUGACAGCAUGCCCUGCUAUUUUCUAGCUGCGAGAGCGGUCUUUACUCCGCAGGGCAGCUGCUUGAUGAAAUGCCUGCGCCGUGCAUCCCCACUGCAUCUGCCUGGCGGAUUUCCUGCCCCAUUCAAGCCGCGUCUCUGCUCUGCACCUGGAGGUGCCUUCUUGGCCUGCCAGGGGCUGAGCUACAACGUACUUACAAAUGGCACGAACAUGGUGGGGAAUAAGACACCUUGAGGUCAGAGCAGCUAGGACCUAGGAGUUUCAACAUCCCACUUCUCCUGGUGACAGAUUGGGCACGAACAAGAGGAUGUUGGUGGAUCUGCAAGUGACACGUAGGCCAAUGAGGUGUCCAGGUUGUGGAUAUAGCAGCAUAUGUAUGGCUUGAGUGCAAUUUAGCAUCAUCGUCUCCAUCCUUCACAAGCCGAUCCACUUGGAUAGCCAUCAAAAUUGCAGAAUAUCAGUGAGCUUGGUGAGCUGUGGAGAAUCCUUGGCAUGGUAAUCAAGUUGCAGCAAUACACCAAUGAGGUUCUGAAAAUCAUGCUCGCCUCAUGAUGGUUAUGUUGAAGAAGGUGUUGGUUAGCAAUCGAUGCUAAUUGGUUCCUGAAUCACCAUGUUCAAGGGUAUUGUAACAUGUGGUGCUGGUGGCCCCAUUUGAGUGGAGGAGGAUAAGUGAGAAAAUAAGAUGAGCAAGGAAACUCUCUGGUCAAAACUGAACUCUGAGGAUCUUUAGAAAUCAUUGAAGCAAUAUUUGCAAUUCUGCAUGUAAGAAACAGCAGAAGAAGACGUGUCUAGAGGUGGUGUGCGCCAGAGGACAGUGAAUAGACAUGGAAUUGGCAUCUACCUAUGCAGAUAUAUGUAUGUAUUGAAGGUUGUGUAGCAUUAUCUUCACCGCAGCACUGCAAGUCAGUGUCACUUGCAUGGCCAUAAAAAUUACAAAAUAUCAGUCCUUGUUUUCUUCGUAUGCCACUGUGCGACCCCGAAGGAGAAAACUGAAGCUGCUUCCAUUGCCUGAUUUCUCCUCCUCCUGCACUGGUACUGCUCAUAUCUCUUCUUAUCAUCAAGGUCAUCUCCGACUAGUUCCAUGUGCAGUCCCCUGCGAACAACCAGCAUUAGCAGAUGAUUGCGGUUUGUCUUCCCGUCAUGGAAUCAGAAACAGGGAAAGAAGGAGAAGGUGGAGGAAGAGAAAGCAAACGGCCAAAGAAGAAGGUGCGUGUGUGCCAUCUGAGGAACUGUCGAUUAGGACAGUAAAGCUCUACCAGAGUGGUGACCCUCUUGGGCGAAAAGAGUUGGGCCGACAUGUGGUGCAAUGGCUAAAGCAGGGCAUGCACUUAAUGGCCUCUAAGUUUGCUUCCUCAGAGAUACAAGAUGAUGGGACAGCAUUAUUGUUAGACGGGGGGUCGUCAGAUAGCCAUAUGGGGUUUGUGAUGCAGGCACAGCCAUACCUUUCUGCAACUCCCAUGCCCAAGGGACAGGAGUCUCUUUGCUUCAAGGCCUCAACGCACUACCCCACACUGUUUGACAACUUUCAGAGAGAACUCCGUGAUGUUUUGUUGCAACAGCAGAAUGAGGGAAUUAUUACUGAUUGGCGCUCCACACAAUGCUGGAUGCUUCUGAAAGAACUGGUUAAAUCCGCAGAGCAUCGAGCAGCUGUGCGCAGAUCUAGGAAUCCAGUUAUGCACAUUACCCUUGGCAUAAGCCUGGAAAAGACAAGGCUGAUGCAGACGAAAAUAGAUGACUUUGUUAAGAAGAUGACAGACCUUCUACACCUAGAACGAGAUGCAGAACUGGAGUUCACCCAGGCAGAGUUGAAUGCCACUUCAAUUAUUUAUGCAAAGUCAGAAAAGGCAGUCCAGCCAGUUGACUACUUGUUAACUCAUGGUCAGGCCCAAGAGCAGCAUGACACCAUUUGCAAUUUGGAAGUUAUCAGCAGUACAACUGGGUUAUCAGGAUUACAUCUGGUCUUAUUUAGAGUUGAGGGAAAUCACAAACUUCCUCCAACUAGAUUCUCUCCGGGAGACAUGGUUUGUGUAAGGACAUGCAACAGCCAGGGUGAGGUUGCCACUUCUUGCAUGCAAGGCUUUGUCCAUAAUCUCAGUGAGGAUGACUGCACCAUUACAGUGGCAGUGAAUUCGCGCCGUGGUGAUCCUACAUUCUCCAAGCUUUUUGGCAAAAGUGUGCGGCUUGAUCGCAUACAGGCAUUGGCAGAUGCAGUGACAUAUGAGCGCAAUUGUGAGGCAUUGAUGCUUCUUCAGACGAGAGGUUUACAGAAAAGAAAUGCAUCUAUUGGGGUAGUAGCCACUCUGUUCGGAGACAAGGAAGAUGUGAAGUUGGAGCAAAAUAAUCUGAUUGAUUGGGGUGGAUCAGAAGUACAUGAUGAAGCUUUGUUGGAGAGGCAUAACUACAACUUUGAUACCUCUCAGUCAAAGGCUCUUGCACUGGCCUUGAACAAGAAGAGGCCUGUCCUAGUCAUCGAAGGGCCUCCUGGAACAGGCAAGACUGGUUUGCUUAGCUAUCUUAUUACAUGUGUUGUCCGCCGGGGUGAACGUGUUCUUGUAACAGCUCCAAGCAAUGCAGCGAUUGAUAACAUAGUGGAGAAAUUAUCAAGUACUGGACUGAACAUUGUACGAGUUGGAAAUCCAUCAAGGAUAUCUCAAUCUGUUGCUUCAAGGUCCUUAGGAGAGAUCGUUACAAGGAGGCUUGAGAAGUUCACUGGAGAAUUUGAGAGGAAAAAAUAUGACUUGAGAAAGGACUUAAAGCACUGCAUACAGGAUGAUUCUUUAGCUUCAGGUAUUCGCCAACUAUUGAAAAAACUUCGGAAGGACUAUAAGAGGAAAGAGAAGGAAACAAUCAUGGAGGUUCUGUCAAAUGCUGAGGUGGUGCUAUCAACUAAUAUAGGGGCAGCCGACCCACUUAUAAGGGGAAGUGGUUCCUUUGACCUUGUAAUUAUAGAUGAAGCUGGGCAAGCAAUUGAGCCGUCAUGCUGGAUCCCAAUAUUACAGGGAAAGCGAUGCAUUCUUGCUGGUGAUCACCGUCAGCUUGCACCUGUAGUAUUAUCAAGAGAGGCUAUAGAAGGUGGGCUAGGAAUUUCUUUAUUGGAAAGGGCUUCAUUGCUGCAUGAUGAGCUACUCACUACAACAUUAACAAUGCAAUACAGAAUGCACGAUGCAAUAGCUAGUUGGGCAUCAAAUGAGAUGUAUGACGGGUUGCUCAAAUCCUCCCCAUCUGUUGCUUCUCGACUUCUUGUUGAUUAUCCAUUUAUCAAGGCAACUUGGAUGACACAGUGUGCCUUGCUUUUACUUGAUACACGCAUGCCAUAUGGAAGUCUAAACAUUGACUGUGAGGAGAGCUUAGACCCAGCUGGUACAGGUUCUUUUUAUAAUAAUGGUGAGGCAGAUAUAGUUGCACAGCAUGUUCUCAGUCUUGUACAAUGCGGGGUCCCUCCAACUUCGAUUGCUGUUCAGUCCCCUUACAUUGCACAAGUACAAAUGUUACGGGACAGAUUGGAAGAGCAUCCAUUAGCUUCUGGAGUUGAGGUUUCAACAAUAGACAGCUUCCAGGGUAGGGAAGCAGAUGCAGUUGUCAUAUCCAUGGUUCGGUCAAACUCCUUUGGAGCAGUAGGAUUCCUUGGUGACAGCAGGCGUAUGAAUGUCGCCAUUACAAGGGGAAGGUCACAUGUUGCAGUGGUGUGCGAUAGUUCUACCAUUCGUAACAAUGCUUUCCUGGCUAGGCUCCUCCACCAUAUUCGGCAGCACGGCCAGGUCAGACAUGUGGAACCUGGUUCCUAGGACGGGGACUCUGGCCUUUGGCUUUAAUCCACCAGCCUUACCAUCCCUAGGUUAGUGAUGCACGAUAUGUGGCAUACUAAAUGUUGAAUUCUGUGGACGCAAAUUCUGUAACCCGCACAUGCCAAUUGGGUUUUCGGUCACUGUAUAAAUGUUGUGUGCUGAAUAUUCAGAUACAAAUCUGUACAGCAAACUGAAACUUCACAACGGAUAGUGGUUCUUUAAAUUUCUGAAUGUAUCCAAGUGGAAAAUUUUGAACAUGUA